Messenger RNA from Neocloeon triangulifer, 760 nucleotides. RefSeq lists its product as uncharacterized. The record is from RefSeq and is a predicted model, not a curated record. The transcript has 4 exons. NCBI's taxonomy places the organism in Eukaryota, Metazoa, Arthropoda, Insecta, Ephemeroptera, Baetidae. Bases 127 to 624 code for a protein of 165 amino acids.
UUUGGGAACGUCAACAAUCAACACACACCGGCUGUCAUGCAAGGGUGAGCAAGGGUUUUCUUUCUGCUCCUUGACUAAAGACAGUAAAGACUUAAUUAAUCUUAAAUUUAUGUGGUACACAACACCAUGGAUUUUGCAAACGUCAUAACCAAGGUUGACUCGGACCUCUUCAUAACUAUUGUGGAAUCCUGCAUUGACAGUUUGUGCGGAAGAGCUGAAAAUUUUACUGAAUGUUCCUUGACAGCAGACGAAACACUUAUUGUCUCCAAAGCGAUUAAAUCUGCGAUCGAAACUAUUCUGAAACUCAAUCUUGGACCACAACAGGUUCCCACAUCUGAAUGGAAUAAAGCAGACUUGAAAUAUGUAGAGCUUCUGCAUAAUUGCUUAGAAAAACGACCUGGUGAAGUAAAAGCGAUAAGAGUGAAACUUAUAUUGAACAAAGGAAGUCCAAAUUUACAAGACUACAACUGGGAUGUCAAGUGGGUUCUUGGUAGCAGCAGUCUCUCAUCAAAGGAAGAACCUCUAGCGAAUUUUAGUUUUUACCUUCCAGGAGGAGUUUCCCAUUUAGUGGAAAUGAACAAGAAAGAAAUUGAUAUUUUUAUUCAGUCAUUGGAAAACAAGUAAUUGAAUUAAUAUAUACAUUUGGUCAGUAAAGCUUAAUGCUUUAUCCUAUCAUUAAUCUCAUUAUUUUGUAAAUUUAUCUAAAGAGAGUAUAAUUAUUGUAGAAAAAACUUUAAAUUAAAAUGCAUUUUUUUCUUAA